Cryptococcus deneoformans JEC21 is the source of this 2219-nucleotide messenger RNA. RefSeq lists its product as hypothetical. The record is from RefSeq and is a predicted model, not a curated record. Gene Ontology annotation, molecular function: protein-folding chaperone binding. NCBI's taxonomy places the organism in Eukaryota, Fungi, Basidiomycota, Tremellomycetes, Tremellales, Cryptococcaceae. The coding region runs from base 76 to 2040 and encodes 654 amino acids. The transcript has 2 exons.
ACCUUACCUUCCCACGAGUAUAUCAUCCCAUAUCACACCAGCUGUAACAACAUACAAUACAUCACUCCAAAUACAAUGUCUUUCUACGACCACCACCACUACUGCCAGCCAGGCUAUGGCCGCUUUUCCACCUACUCCCCUCUCGGCCACCAACCUUCACCCGUCAACAUGUUUGCCACCCCAACUCCUUCGUACCCUUCCUUUGCUACUCAGCCCGACUAUUACUCUCUCGAGGAGGAAGAGCGUGCUGCUUUAGUUCAUCUUCAGACCAUUCAACGUCGUCGUCAAGCUAUGGAAGAGGCACGAGCUCGUGAGGCAACUAUCCGCGCUCAUGCUCAAGCUCAGCGAGAGGCUGCCAUCAGAGCCGAGAUCGCCAAGCGUAUCGCCAGAGAACAAGCUCUGCACGCUCGUCGUGUCGAAGAAGAAAGGAAGAAAAGGGCUUAUCUUGAGCUUGUCGAGAGAAAGAAAGCGGAAGCAAGAGCUCUCAGGGAAGCUCAGUACCUUCAAGCUCAGAGAGAACGCGCCAUCAGGUGUCCCAAGAGAUGCUGCCGAACGGUUACUCCUCGUCAAUCCCCGGCCACACCAGACUUUGAUGAGGUCAAUGCUCUAUUUGGUGCUCUUCUCGGCAUCGCCGUUAAAGAAGACUGUGAUGGCGAGUCCGAAGUUAAGCCUUGUUGCAAGCCACAGCCAGCUGCCGUCGCUAGUCCCCAACCCAAGGCUGAGUCUAAACCCCAGCCCAAACCCGAAACCAAGCUAGAGUCCAAGCCAGAGGUUAAGUCUGAGCCUACUUCAGCAUCUACUACCAAAUCUGCCACAUCUUCCCCAUCCUCAUCUGAAGAGGCUUCACUCGACUUGAACAAGCUCCUCAAUCAAUUCCUUGGUCUUCAGAUUGAGCCUUUGUCCUCAGACGCCUCUACCUCUACGGCUUCCAAGUCAAAUAAGGUUCCCAAAGGCUUGAACGAGUUCCUUGCUCAAUUCGGUCUUGUCUUUGAGCCCGAAGAACAAAUUGCUGAGAGGAGCUGUGAGGGUACAUGUGCCGACAAGUGUCAAUGUAAUGCGACCGACAGCUGCGGGGGUUCAUGCAAGAAGAGUAAGGGCAAGCAAGUCGCUGAGGGCGAGAAGAAGCCAACUCCUGCUUUGACCACCAGCAAAGCUCCCACUACUGCCUCUACCGACGAUGCUGUCCCCGCUCCUGACCCGUCCACAUCGCUUUCUGCUUUGCAAGACAUCGAACGUCAGCUUGAUGCUCUUCAGUCCGGUUUCACUUUCCCCGAGCGUCUCUCUUUCGCCCACUCUGUGCCCGGUGCCCAUGCUCCUCCUUUGCUUUUCAACCGACUCAACUCCGCCUACCAUGCUCAGACCAAUGCUCUCUUGCAGUUACUCCUUCAAGCCGACUCUAUAGUUUCCAACGGUGAAAGUCAGGUCAGGCGAAAGAGAAAGGAGCUUGUCAAGAAGGUCGAGCACGAGAUCCAGAAACUCGAGAAGCAAAGAGAUGAAAAGUGGGAAGAAGUUAGGAAAAGGCGACUGGAUGGUGAGGAGAGUGAGCCCGAAGAUGAUGACAGGUCAUGGAGCGAAUCUUCUUCUGAAAGCGGCAAGGAUAUUCAAGACUGUGGAACGGUCGAUGAGAAUGGAGAAGUCAAAGAGGUUCCCUCAAAUCAGCCCGCCGCCGGCUCCACCGCACGCGUUGUAUCUGCUUUCGACGGGCCCACAGCGUCUACCGCCGCUGUAGUUCCCCAAUCUUCUGAAUCUUUCACUUCUGUCGAAGACGCCAUAACAACUCCAGCCAAUACUUCUGAAGAAGUCCCUUCCACCCCUGUCGGUGAGCAAGAACAAGAAGGAUCCUGCGACGUUCCUGCCGCUACCGUGCAGUCCCACCAGUCACCAGCGGAGUCCGAACCUGCCGCUAUUCAUGCGUCUACCCCUGUUUCUCCAGUUCACCACCCUGUAACUGUCGAAGAUGCCGAGGAUGAGGCUGAUAAGAAGGAAGAAGGUAAGAAGGAGAAGCAAGAAGCGAAGGAUGAAGGUUACGAAAUGAUCUAAUAUCAUUACAAGAAAGAAAAUGUUGGUACAAUAUUUUAAUGGAAGACUUUUUGUUCGUAUACAUAUAGCGUAGAAAACCAUGGAAAUAAUGUAGUGUAGUCAAUGUAUAGUCGUUAUGAACCACUGACACAGUUUUUUGAGUCACUCCAUUGGUGUCAAUCCACAGUCCUAAGGAGAUG